Messenger RNA from Lathyrus sativus (Indian pea), 1728 nucleotides. The record is from the annotation of a GenBank genome assembly. Lineage: Eukaryota; Viridiplantae; Streptophyta; Magnoliopsida; Fabales; Fabaceae.
AUGAGCAGAAUCAGAGUUUCAAACCUUGAUGGAUUUCUCAAAAACCUCUCCAUUCCUUCUCCUUCCACAAAAACCUUUCAUUCCCUUCAUCAAAAUUCAAACACCACCGAGAAACCCAUGAAACCCAAGAAAAAUGGUUCCCAUUCUCCUCCUAUUACCAGAGAAUACAUGAGGGACAUAAUUGGGAAUAUUUACAGAACCCUAAAGUAUUCAUCUUGGGAUUCCGCUGAGCGAGAGCUUGAAAAUCUUCCAUUGAAAUGGGACUCAUACACUGUGAAUCAGGUUCUGAAAUCACACCCUCCAAUGGAAAAAUCAUGGUUGUUCUUCAAUUGGGCUUCUCGUCUCAAAGGGUUCAAGCAUGACCAAUACACUUACACAACCAUGCUUGAUAUUUUCGGUGAAGCGGGGAGGAUUUCAUCCAUGAAACAUGUUUUCAAUCAUAUGCAAGAGAAAGGGAUUAGGAUUGAUUCUGUUACUUACACUUCAAUGAUGCAUUGGCUUUCCAGUUCUGGGAAUGUGGAUGAGGCAAUUGCGUUGUGGGAUGAAAUGAAAUCAAAGGGAUGUUACCCAACUGUUGUUUCUUACACUGCUUUUAUCAAGAUUCUGUUUGAUAAUCAUAGAGUUAAGGAAGCUACUGGUGUUUACAAGGAGAUGCUUCAAUCUGGUUGUGUUCCGAAUUGCUACACUUAUACAGUUCUUAUGGAUCAUCUCAUUGGCUCUGGAAAGUGCAGAGAAGCUCUUGAGAUUUUUGAAAGGAUGCAAGAGGCUGGAGUUGAACCUGAUAAAGCUGCGUGUAAUAUUCUGAUUGAAAAGUGUUCUAAAGUUGGUGGGACUGAGUUCAUGGCCCAUAUACUUCGGUAUAUGAAAGAAAACCAUUUUGUUCUUCGUUACCAUGUUUUUGUGGAAGCAAUGGAAGCUUUUAAAAUUGCUGGUGAAAGUGAUACCCUUCUAAGGCAAGUCAAUCCACACUUUUAUUUGGAUUGUAGCUUUAGGAAGAAGGCAAAUGUCAGUAACAUAGUCACUGAUGAUUCCUCUGCUAAUAUUGAUAAAGAGCUUUUAUUUGCUCUCUUGAAAAAUAGAAAGGUUGUUGCGAUUGACCACUUACUUCAAGGGAUGAUGGAUAAGAAAAUAGCUGUAGAAAAUAAGGUUAUCUCAACCGUUAUAGAGGUAAAUUGUAAUUGUUCUCGGCCUGAUGGUGCUUUGUUGGCUUUUAAGUACAGUGUAACAUUGAGAAUAAGCCUUGAGAGAACAGGAUAUAUUUCCUUAGUGGGAUUGUUAAACCGAUCAAAUAUGUUUCCAAAACUGCUGGAAAUUGUUGAGGAAAUGACUAGAGCUGGGCAUUCUCUUGGAAUUUAUCUGUCGUCACUUUUAAUUUAUAGGCUUGGUUGUGCUAGGCAGCCGUCUAUUGCCUCGAAGAUUUUCAAUUUAUUACCUGAUAAUCAUAAGUGCAUUGCUUCGUACACUGCUUUAAUUAGUGUUUACUUAUCUGCUAAAAGAGUUACUAAGGCACUUGAAAUUUACAAAAUCAUGUGUCGAAAAGGAAUUUGUCCUACGUCAGGCACUUAUAAUAUAUUAGUAGCUGGUUUGGAAAAAAAUGGCAGAUAUUCUGAAGCAGAACUUUAUAGGAAAGCAAAGAAGAGCCUACAUUCUAAAAUUGGUUCUCAAGAAAAUCUUUACACAGAGGGAAAGAUAUGUAACCUUCUAUUUGCUGGGGAUGUAAUACUUUGA